This is a messenger RNA of Anguilla anguilla (European eel), 3321 nucleotides long. RefSeq names its product fumarate hydratase (gene fh). Bases 64 to 1584 code for a protein of 506 amino acids. Gene Ontology annotation, cellular component: tricarboxylic acid cycle heteromeric enzyme complex; mitochondrion. NCBI's taxonomy places the organism in Eukaryota, Metazoa, Chordata, Actinopteri, Anguilliformes, Anguillidae. Gene Ontology annotation, biological process: malate metabolic process; tricarboxylic acid cycle; fumarate metabolic process. The transcript is spliced from 10 exons. Gene Ontology annotation, molecular function: fumarate hydratase activity. The record is from RefSeq and is a predicted model, not a curated record.
UGGUUGGCUGAUCAAAGUUCCGCCCUUCACCGUCAGGACUGUGUCACAGACAGGAGCAGCACCAUGUAUCGCUCUCUGCGAAGCGUCCAGCGAUUAAAUAGAAACCUCCUGGCAUUGCAAAGGAGCAUUGCCGUAAAAAACCACAGUCCUGCUAUUGGAGCAGUUCUUACUUCUUCUAGAAUGGCAAGCUCAGAGUCUUACAGAAUUGAGCGAGACACAUUUGGAGAGCUUAAAGUGCCAAGUGACAAGUACUAUGGAGCCCAGACGGUCAGAUCUACAAUGAACUUCAAAAUUGGCGGUGUUACUGAACGAAUGCCAAUUCAAGUAAUAAAAGCCUUUGGGAUCCUGAAGAGGGCUGCGGCAGAGGUGAACAAGGAUUACGGCCUGGAUCCAAAGGUUGCUGAUGCCAUUGUCCAGGCUGCAGAUGAGGUCGCUGCUGGCAAACUGGAUGAUCACUUCCCCCUGGUCAUCUGGCAGACUGGUUCAGGCACUCAGACGAAUAUGAAUGUGAAUGAAGUCAUCAGCAACAGGGCCAUUGAGAUCAUGGGUGGAAAACUGGGGAGCAAGGACCCAGUGCACCCGAAUGACCACGUCAACAAGAGCCAGAGCUCCAACGACACCUUCCCCACAGCGAUGCACAUCGCCGCGGCCGUGGAGGUCCACAACGUGCUCCUCCCGGGCCUGCAGACCCUGCACGACGCCCUGGCUGCCAAAGCCGCCGAAUUUAAAGAUAUCAUCAAGAUCGGCCGCACGCACACCCAGGAUGCUGUGCCGCUCUCCCUGGGGCAGGAGUUUGGCGGUUACGUCCAGCAGGUCAAGUACAGCAUCGAGCGGAUCAAAGCGGCCAUGCCCAGAGUGUAUGAGCUGGCAGCCGGGGGAACUGCAGUGGGCACUGGCCUGAACACUCGCAUUGGGUUUGCUGAGAAAGUGGCGGCAAAGGUCUCAGAUCUUACAGGCUUGCCGUUUGUGACCGCCGCCAACAAGUUUGAGGCCCUGGCGGCCCACGACGCCCUGGUGGAGCUGAGCGGCGCGCUCAACACGGUGGCCUGCAGCAUGAUGAAGAUCGCCAACGACGUCCGCUUCCUGGGCUCCGGGCCCCGAUGCGGCCUGGGAGAGCUGGUCCUGCCCGAGAACGAGCCGGGAAGCAGCAUCAUGCCAGGCAAAGUGAACCCAACGCAGUGUGAGGCUAUGACCAUGGUGGCUGCCCAAGUAAUGGGGAACCACGUCGCAGUUACUAUCGGAGGCAGCAACGGACACUUUGAAUUGAACGUUUUCAAGCCUAUGAUGAUCAAAAAUGUGCUGAACUCGGCCAGGCUUCUGGGCGACGCCUCGGUCUCCUUCACUAACAACUGCGUGGUGGGCAUCCAGGCCAACACGGAGAGGAUCAACAAGCUGAUGAACGAGUCCCUCAUGCUGGUCACCGCCCUCAACCCUCACAUAGGUUACGACAAAGCCGCUAAGAUAGCGAAGACUGCCCACAAAGAGGGCUCGACGCUGAAGGCCACUGCCGUCAAGCUGGGGUAUCUCACAGAGGAACAGUUCGACCAGUGGGUCAAGCCCCACGAAAUGCUGGGCCCAAAGUAGGUGUGUUAACAGCGGGAGCAGGUCCAGGCAUAACACCCACCCUCCCACCCAUCUUUUGCAAUAAAAUGGAUCUUUGAAAAAUGAAAGGGAUGUUUUGUUGUUGUAUUGAACCGCAACACUCCUCCCCCAGCCCUGUACACCAUCGUGAUAAAGGUGGAAAUGUCAAAGUAGAUGCACCACCCUGCUUUGACUGCCUGUCGGAAAAUGAGGGGGACUAAACACACCCCUUAUUAUUCCAGAAUGGGACGCUUAUAAUACAAACCCGUCAGUUUAGCGAUCAUGACGCAACACUCAUCCGGUUUUUUCCUCUUGUAAUCUUGCCGCGCGCAUCGUAAGUGUGUUAAAAUGUUUUUCUGUUGUAACAACUGUGUCUACACGAGAGCCAAGCAUUAGAAUACUGCUUAUGCAGGAAUACUAGGUCCUUACCUAGUUUUUUUAUUUGUUCUUUUCUGACACCUUUCUCAAAGUUUCAGACUUUUGUGUUUGGAUCUCUGGGCAGUGAUCAAUAAAAUCCAGUACACCGUAAAAACUGAAGAAAAUCAAGCGCAUAUAGUUUUAAAUAGAAACCUUUUCCAGACAGCUUGAUGUACACAUUACUUUUGCAUGCUCUGAUGUAUAUGAGACUGGAAAAAGAACAACUCCUCAGGAUGAGGGAAAGGAAUUUCAGAGUAAUGUUGGUUGUAGUUUCCUGCUAAAGGAUGUAGCAUUGUGGAAUACUUAUAUAAAGGUCUGGGACUGAUGUCUGCAAGGAUAAUCUCUGUUUUAAGAUGCCCCUUUUCCCUGUUAAACUGAAGGCUGAUGUGAAUAGAAAGUGCUUGGCUUGAAGAGUCCUCAUGCUGUCUUUAAGUAGUGGGAUGCUUUUGCCAUGGAUGUCCCUUCAGAUUCCUUCCCUAGGACAAAGGCAGAAGUCCCAGGUGACUGCAGAAUGGCAUGUCCAUCCUCAUGGGGGAGAGAUGGCGGUGUUUACGUCCGUAAAAUCGAAGCUAACGACGCUAAAUGAAAAUGCUCACGGACAGCAUUGUUCCGAGGCAGUAUUGUCGUUAAAGAAAUUUGCUGGGGAAUUACUCUUGUAAUGGAAUUGUCUCCUUUUCACAGAGAAGGGAAAUAAAAUCAAUACUAUCUCAAUGUGAUUAUUUGGCCUAAGUAAUGCACAGUAAUCUCAUUGUCGAAAGUGAUGGAAUUAAAACCAAUUUUGUUCGCAAAUGUAAAUGGAAAGCCAAAUACCUCAUAUUUGGCUUUCCAUUUAUUAGUGCUAGGCUUGUGAAUGUAAUUAUAGUCAGCUGUAGAUGUAAUCUUGCCGACUUGUUUGAUUGAGAGAAUAUUUAUUUCUGAAUUGAAAAGCUUUGUGAAUCGAUUAGAAAAUGUAUUCCUCUGGUGUUUCCUCAGAAAGUAAUGCCAUAUGUUUUGGGUGGGAUAAAUGUACCUAUCAGUUGGGGAAUAGCUGGUACAUUUUGUGCCAAGAUAAUUAUAUAAUAUAAUGGCAAAGUAUUGAGACAGAAAAUGUUUGAAAUCAGAGAAAAGACAUUGGAUGAUAAAUCUUUUGAACUUUGACCCACUCUGUUAUAAGGCUGCCAGUUCUUCCCCCAAAUGUUAAAUUAUGUGCAAUUGUGCAAUAAAUUUCAACUUCUAAUGUGUUUCUAUUGUCAUAACAUGCCAAUUAUAGCAUACGUUUUAAACAUUGUUUGAAUUACUGUUCGUAUUGAGGAUAACAUCUGCAAAUAAACAGUAUAACUGUAA